GAAUGCAAUGCUGUUUAAAAGGAGAAGCCGUCAGAGCUCGCCGCAUAACCGUAUGAUGCUUGUAGAGAUGUAGUGAGUACAGGGCGCUGUCGAGACCAUGUUGAGCAGGUUGCAGGAGCUCAAGAAGGAAGAAGAGACUCUGCUGAGGAUCAAAAUGAUGCUACAAGAGCAGCUGAACAGGCUAAAGUUUGAAGAAGGAGCACUGAGGUCAAUGAUCACUACCCAGGGUGAGGAAAAUGUAUCUGAAACUACUGCUUCACAGAGUUCAGCACAGCUGGAUGAUGCAAAUGAGAUCAACCACACCAAACUACAGCUAAGCACUGUAGUGCACUAUGAAAUGGAGGAAGAAGAGGAAGAUGAAGAGUUGGAGGCUGUGGAAGAGGAGGAAGAUUGUAACUACUGAGUUUCUUAGAAGUAACUUAUCAGGUCACAUUGAGGACUGAUCUCAAGAUCAGAAAUGCUGACUUGCUAAUUUAUACUCACUGUGGAGGUGCUGUACAUUUAUUAGCUGUAUAUUGGUGGAUCCAGGCUGCUUCCAAAGUUAUCUACAAUUUCCAUAACUUUAGUAUUUAAUGUCAAAAUUAGCUUUUGGUAAUUCUUGUUUUAGAACUAACUUUUUUGCUGUUUCCAGUUACAUGGUUUGGUACUUUAACUCCAGAUGAGCAUGUAGACAAUAGCACUGCUAUCCUGGCAGUCACCUGCAAGAUCCUCAACUGAAUAAAUAUUAACUAUGUAUAAGGAAAAGUGACAGCUGUUGCUGUGGUAACUGUCUUUUGGGUUAAACCAUUUGUACAAGUUAUGGAUGAUAAGGUUUCAUAAGUGGUACCAGCUAUGUUUCAGCACAAAACUUAACCUCUGACAAGAGUGUACAAAUAUCAGCUGUUCCCAGCAAAAUAUAUCCUGAGCAGUGGGGUAGACCGCUGCACACGUUGUCUGUACAGGCUACGGAAGGCCUCUAGUCCAAUGACAUACUUGUCUCACUUUCAACCUCAUGUCUGAACUAAUAAAUAUAGUCAACUGUGACUGUUGUCCCAGCUCUGCUAGUGCAGCUUCUUUCUCACAGGAUUCCACAUCCAUUGGCAUAAUGUUGACAGUUGAGUAUGCAUUAAACUUAAUUUCAGUUCAUGCAACUAAAAACAGGACAGCCAUGAGUUGUCAGGCAGGGA
Messenger RNA from Scleropages formosus (Asian bonytongue), 1166 nucleotides. It is a transcript of the gene snapc5, whose product is annotated as small nuclear RNA activating complex, polypeptide 5. Bases 98 to 403 code for a protein of 101 amino acids. Gene Ontology annotation, biological process: transcription initiation at RNA polymerase III promoter; transcription by RNA polymerase II. The transcript is spliced from 3 exons. Gene Ontology annotation, cellular component: nucleus. The record is from RefSeq and is a predicted model, not a curated record. Lineage: Eukaryota; Metazoa; Chordata; Actinopteri; Osteoglossiformes; Osteoglossidae.